GGGACGGUUUACUCUCACUCAAUAAUAUAAUAUUUGAUUCUUUCUACUGACGAUAAUGUUUGACCUUAUUCUCAGCUCUCAAUAAUUUCUUCUUCUCACUGGAAAAAAAGUAAACCUCUUUGCUUUGCUUCUGAUCUGUCGGUUUUUUUUCUUUUCCUUCUGUAAUUGGAAACAAUGCCUAUAGCAGAGAUCUUUCUCUCUGGCUUCGUCAAAUUGUUGUUUGAGAAGAUGUCCUCCUUUGCGUCCUCCAAACUACCCUCCUUUGAAGGUAUUGGUGCCCAGCUCACCAAUUGGACCAAUAUGCUGUCUCAAAUUGAAGCUCUUUUGAUUGACGCGGAGGAGAAGCAAAUGACAGAUCGAGCCGUGAACUUGUGGCUCGAUGAUCUCCAAGAUCUGGCAUAUGAUUUGGAUGAUGUCGUGGAUGAGUUCGCCACCGAAGCUUUGCGACAGAGUCUCAAGGCAAAGCCGCCCCAAGCUAGUUCCAGCAAGGUAUGGAAUCCCAUCCCUAAUUUCAAGCCAGGACAUGUUAUGUUUAAUUUCAAAAUGAGGUCCAAGAUUGAGGAGAUCACUACCAGAUUACGCACUAGUUUUGAACAAUGUUCGAAACUUAAUUUGGUUAAGAUUGUUGGAACCACCACACCUACUAAGACUUGGCAAAGACCAGAGUCUACGUCGUUAUUAAAAGAACCUCGCGUUUAUGGAAGAGAAAAGGAUCAAAGAAAGAUAAUUGAGUUGCUUGUAGGUGGGGGUGAAUCAAGUCGUAACAAAGUUGACGUAAUUCCCGUUGUGGGUAUGGGUGGGAUUGGCAAGACCACCCUGGCUCAGAUGGUAUACAACGAUGAAAUCGUGAAGAACCAUUUCGAUCUGAAAGCCUGGGUUUGUGUGUCAGAUGAGUUUGACAUUCUGAAAAUAACAAAAGCAAUUUAUGAUUCAGUCACUUCCCAGACAUGUAGUUCUGAUAACUUGGAUCAAGCUCAAGUUCAACUAAAGCAGGCUUUGGCCGGAAAGAAGUUCUUUAUUGUUUUAGAUGAUGUCUGGAACAAAAAAUACAAUGACUGGAAUGAUUUGAACAGCCCUUUCAAGGAUGGAGCUCAAGGAAGUAAAGUCGUGGUGACUACGCGUAGCAGAGACGUUGCAAGAAUGAUGGCAACUGUUGAACUUCAUGACGUUGAGAUCCUUUCAGAUGAAGAUUGUUGGUCAUUGUUUGCACAACAUGCCUUUGAGAAUAGAAGUAUUGAUGCAAAUCCAAAUUUGGUAUCAAUAGGUAAGAAAAUUGUGGAGAAAUGCAAAGGUUUGCCUUUGGCUGCUAAGACACUUAGUGGCCUUUUACGUUGCAAAGAACGAGAUGAGGAAUGGGUAGAUGUAUUGCGUAGUAAAAUAUGGGAUUUAUCACACGCAGAAAGUGACAUCCUUCCAGCUUUGAGAUUAAGUUACCAUCAUCUCCCUUCGCAUUUGAAGCAGUGUUUUGCAUACUGCUCAAUAAUACCCAACGACUAUGAAUUUGAGGAAGAAGAGAUAGUUUUGUUGUGGAUGGCAGAGGGUUUCAUUCUGCAAAAAGGAGAGAAGCAAAUGGAAGAUGUAGGAGGUGAUUACUUUCGGGAAUUGUUGUCAAGGUCUUUUUUCCAACCAUCAAGUAUUGGUAAAGGCUCUAAAUUUGUGAUGCACGACCUCAUCAAUGAUUUGGCUCAUGUAGUUGCAAGAGAUACUUGUUUUAGAUUGGAUGAUAAAUUGAAAGAUCAGGAGCAGUACAGGAAUCUAAAGAAAGCGCGACAUUCAUCUUACAUGCAGGAGAUCUAUGAGGGUAUGAAAAAAUUUGAGAUCUUUGACGAAGCCAUGCAUUUACGGACCUUCUUACCAUUUAGCUCAAAACAUUGGAAUUAUUAUUUGGCAAGCAAUGUUCCCCUUAAUCUAUUGCCGAAGCUAAGGCGCUUGCGGGUGCUCAAUAUGAGUAGAUAUCGCAUCACCGAAGUUCCAAAUUCGGUUGGAGAUUUGAAACAUCUGCGGUAUCUUAACCUAUCCAACACCUACAUUGAAGAAUUACCUGAAUCAUUAGGCUCUCUUUACAAUCUACAAACAUUGAUGUUAAGAGGAUGUGAAAAAUUGAAAAAGUUGCCAACGGACUUGGGAAGCCUAAUUGACCUACGUCAUCUUGAUACUACAAAUGCAUAUCACUUAGAAGAAAUGCCAUUGGGAAUAGGUAAGUUGGCUAGUCUUCAAACACUGUCCAAUUUUAUUGUUACUAAAAACAGUGGGCAUCGGUUAAGAGAGUUGGGGAACUUAAUUUAUCUUCGCGGGAAACUUUGCCUAUCUGGGUUACAGAAUGUAGUGGUUCCAUUAGAUGCAAGGGAGGCGAAUUUAAAUGAUAAGAAAGGGUUAGAUGUGUUAUCAAUGGAAUGGAGUGUUAACUCAGAUGAUUCACGAGAUAUAAGAGUUGAAACAGAAGUGCUUAAUAUGCUACAACCUCACAAGAAUUUAAAAGAGCUGCAUAUCAUAGGCUACCUUGGUACAGGAUUUCCGACUUGGAUAGGAGAUCCUCUGUUCUCCAAUAUGGCUGACAUAAGUUUAGAUAAUUGUGGAAAUUGUGCAUCCUUGCCACCACUCGGACAACUACCCUCCCUUAAAAAGCUUUACAUUACAGGUAUGAGUGCACUAAAGCAUGUUGGCUGUGAGUUCUACGGGCAAGGUGGCGUUCAACCUUUUCCGUUACUAGAGACUCUAAGCUUUGCGAAUAUGCCAAAAUGGGAGGAUUGUUAUACUUUUGGAGAUCACAACGAAGUUCAACCAUUCACUUGUGUCAAGUCUCUCUCCAUAAUAAAUUGUCCCAAACUUCUUAAAAUGUUGCCUACUGAUCUACCUUCUUUGAAUAAUCUAGAGAUUAGGGACUGCCCCAAACUCUGCGGAAUGACGCCCAAGGAUCUACCUUGUUUGAAUAAUCUAAAGAUUUCAGAGUGCCCGCAAUUCCUAGUUGAAGGUUCCAGCAUUAGCCUUCCGUCACUCACCUCGAUAGCUAUGAAUGACGUUCCUCUAACAAGCCUUCAAGCGGUCCUUGAGAUGAGGAGCAUGGUUGAUGACGAACUGAUAUCAGCAAAUGCAAAGUCUAAGCAUCCGAGUUCAAUAACUUCCUUGAGCAUUGGGAUGAUUAAGAAACUUGAGCUCUUGCCGAAAUGGGUUACUCAUGGGAUGAUGGAACUCGAAGCAUUGGAGAUCACAUGCUGUGAAGAACUCAAGACAUUGUGGAAGAACGAGGAUGAAGAAGAUGAGGAUGAAGACAACAAAGGGCAACAUGAGCAGCAGCAGCAGCAACAAGAGGGACUCCCCUGCAUAGUGAGGAGGCUUGAGCAUCUAACAAUAGAUAAUUGUGAAAAGCUGGAGAAACUGCCACGGCUGCUACAUAGCUUCACUUUUCUUGGAGAGUUGUAUGUCUAUAAGUGUCCGAGUCUCAGCUCUUUUCCGGAGACAGGUUUUCCGUGCACGCUGAAAACACUCAAGGUACGUGAUUGUGAGGCUCUGCAAUCCUUAUUCGGGUGUUUAACACAGAUUAAUGACAGUAAUCUUCAAGUGUUAGUUGUUCAAGAUUGUCCAUCCCUCACAUGCUUGAUAUCGUGCAGAGGUGGGGGGCUACCACCCACACUCGAACAGCUUCAGAUUUGGGGGUGUAAAAAGUUGGAGGCACUGCUAGUAGUAGAUGAGGGGAUGGAAAUUACCUGUCCAUCUCUUGAGAUUGUUUUCAUCAGGGAUUGUGAUAGGCUCAAAUACUUGCCAGAUGCCCUUCCUAAUAAUAAUAAUAAUCUCAGGAAUCUCAGUGGAUUGUACUUGUAUGGGUGUAAGAAUUUGGAGUACAUUCCGGAAGGAUGGUUCCACUCCGCAACAAAUCUGGCACAUUUGGAUAUCAGGGGAUGCAAAAAACUCGAGGCCCUACCACACGGAUUGCAGAGCAUCACCUACCUCACUUCUCUUCAAUUACUGUGGAUGGAUAUUCCACAUUGGAACAAUAACUUCAAGAAGAUUGGUUUGCACAGUUUAUCCUCUCUUAGAACACUGUUGAUUGAAGGCCCAAUUAGUGUGGCAGAGGAUGAAGAAGAAGAAGAAGAAGGUGUAGCGGGGUCCAGCUUUCCAAUAGAUGGGAAGUUGCUGCCCACCUCUCUGAUCAAUCUUUGGAUCAGGGAUUUACGAAAUCUGGAGAAGCUAUCUUCUAAGUUGUUUCAAAACCUCGCCUCUCUUGAAUCUCUUGAAAUCUGGGGUUGCCCUAGGCUCAAAUCUUUACCAGUGCAAAGGCUGCCUCCCUCACUUAAGAUAUUGUAUAUCAGUGGAAGUCGGAAACUAACAAGGAAGUGUGAAAAGGGGAAAGGCAAGUAUUGGCCCCACUUAACUCACAUACCUCAAGUCGAUGUUUAUGAUUAAGCUCUGUUGUGGAGAUUCCCACCGCAGUUUUACAAGCACUCAAAUUGCCAGUUGUUGCCUAUAUAGUGAACGGGGAAAGUCAGAUUGAAAGUGAUUAAGCUGGUACAAAUUCUUGUUGAAGGGAGAAUUUUUUGGCCAGAAAAA
Messenger RNA from Camellia sinensis, 4545 nucleotides. NCBI's taxonomy places the organism in Eukaryota, Viridiplantae, Streptophyta, Magnoliopsida, Ericales, Theaceae. The record is from RefSeq and is a predicted model, not a curated record.